Molecule: messenger RNA, 3449 nt
Organism: Pogoniulus pusillus (Red-fronted tinkerbird)
Lineage: Eukaryota; Metazoa; Chordata; Aves; Piciformes; Lybiidae
Gene: NR2E1
Product: nuclear receptor subfamily 2 group E member 1
Exons: 9
Coding region: 991-2148 (385 amino acids)
Biological process (GO): anatomical structure development; negative regulation of transcription by RNA polymerase II; cell differentiation
Molecular function (GO): nuclear receptor activity; zinc ion binding; RNA polymerase II cis-regulatory region sequence-specific DNA binding
Source: RefSeq, a predicted model, not a curated record
CGUCUCUUUUUAUGACAGCGAGGGCACAAGGCGAGUGAGGAGGCGGAAUCAUCUCGGCAGUCGCUGCAUUUUGUGUGGAAGCGGCUCGGGGGUUCAUUAAUAUCAUUAGCAUUUAACCCUCUCCCGGCCCCCCUCCCCUUCCCAGCGCAGGGUGACGUCAGGAGUUGGGGGGAAAGCGAGGGAAGCUCAGUGGGCAAGGGGCGUCCCUCCGGCCCUCUCCCCUCCCCGCCGCUGCCUGUCACAGCCUCUGCCGAUAUUAUAGGGGCCGAAGCCUGGAGCUCAAAGCGCAAAGUCAGCCAGUGCAAUGAACUUCUGGAAACCUUUCCCUUUUUAUACCAUUCAGUUUCUGAGAGGCAGAGACAGCCUCCUCUGACGCCUUUUCCCCUCUUCCAUUAUUUUUCCAGGCUCUGAUCUCCCUGCUCGCUGCACCGAGGCGCUCAGCGCAGAGCCCCACUCCCCAUCCUACCUUCUCCUUCGCCUCAUUGUUGUCCUGGCUGCUGUGGCUCUCGCUUGCCUUUGCUGUGGCUCUCGCUUGCCUUCCAAGGAGCGCGGUGGCGAGCCCACUCACAUCCCCCUGCAGCCUUCCAGGGUCCCGAGAGUAUUUGCUCGCAGGGGGGCAACGAGUGGCUGCCGACUUUGGGUCAUUUCGUUGCCUUUUUUUUUUUUUCUUUUCCUUUUUCUUCUUCGUUUUGCCUUUUUUUUUUUUCCUUUUGCACCCUUUCCCCCUUCCCCAUUCCCCCCACCUUGCCGCGUCCCCACAGUGCAUCCCCGUCCCUCCGAAGGACAUCACUGGGGAGUGGGGCAGCUGCGAGGAUGUGCCGGUCCCAGCGACGGAGCCAGCAGUGAGAGCCUGAGGGAGGCACCUGCCCGGAGGAGCAGCCUCACCGGCGGCGGUGGGGGGGUGGGACACGACGACGGGGGGGCACCGCACCCCCUCGCCCCGGCGCUGACACUUCGCCCCGAGUUUAACGACUCCCGGUGGCUUCGAGCAUGAGCAAGCCGGCGGGAUCAACAAGUCGCAUUUUAGACAUCCCUUGCAAAGUGUGUGGGGACCGCAGCUCCGGGAAACACUAUGGGGUUUACGCCUGCGAUGGGUGCUCGGGAUUUUUCAAGCGGAGCAUCAGGAGGAACAGGACCUACGUUUGCAAAUCGGGAAACCAGGGAGGCUGCCCAGUGGACAAGACGCACAGGAACCAGUGCCGGGCCUGCCGCCUGAAGAAGUGCCUGGAGGUCAACAUGAACAAAGACGCAGUGCAGCACGAGCGGGGUCCCCGGACGUCGACGAUACGGAAGCAGGUGGCUCUCUACUUCCGUGGGCACAAGGAGGAGAGCGGCAGUGCCCCACACUUCCCUGCCACCGCCCUGCCGGCACCUGCCUUCUUCACCGCUGUCUCCCAGAUGGAGCCCCACAGCCUGGAGUUGGCUGCUGUCACCAGCACCCCAGAGAGGCAGGCUCUGGUGGGCCUGGCACAGCCUACCCCAAAGUACCCACACGAAGUCAACGGCACCCCCAUGUAUCUCUACGAAGUGGCCACUGAAUCCGUCUGCGAGUCAGCAGCCAGGCUUCUGUUCAUGAGCAUCAAGUGGGCCAAGAGCGUCCCAGCCUUCUCCACCUUGUCCUUACAAGACCAGCUGAUGCUUUUGGAAGAUGCUUGGAGAGAACUGUUUGUUCUAGGAAUAGCACAAUGGGCCAUUCCAGUUGAUGCUAACACUCUACUGGCUGUAUCUGGCAUGAACGGUGACAAUACAGAUUCUCAGAAGCUGAAUAAGAUUAUUUCAGAAAUACAGGCUUUACAGGAGGUUGUAGCUAGAUUUAGGCAGCUUCGGCUAGAUGCUACUGAAUUUGCCUGUCUCAAAUGCAUUGUCACUUUCAAAGCUGUGCCUACACACAGUGGUUCUGAAUUGAGGAGUUUCCGAAAUGCUGCUGCCAUUGCAGCCCUGCAAGAUGAAGCCCAACUCACUCUGAACAGCUACAUUCACACCAGGUAUCCCACCCAACCCUGUCGCUUUGGAAAGCUUUUAUUGCUUCUACCAGCUUUACGUUCAAUUAGUCCAUCUACGAUAGAAGAAGUGUUCUUCAAAAAGACCAUUGGGAAUGUACCAAUCACAAGACUGCUUUCAGAUAUGUACAAAUCCAGUGACAUAUAAAAUGACCUUCAAAUAAACCAGCAGGAUGGACAGUUUUGAGAAGAACUUUCACCUAUGGAGAAUAAGCCUCAACUAACAAAGCCUACAGGAAGCAUAAGCCUGGAAAGAUUUAGCCUUUAAACUCAUUCACAAAACAAAAAGUAUAUCCCGGUAGAUGCAAUUCUGCUGCUCUGAAGAGAGUGAUUUAGAUCAUGGAGAGAAUGCUUUGUUCUACAGAAAAAGUGAAAAGUGGCUGGGAUUUGGCUGCUAUUCCUCUUACUACAGGAUGGAGGCAAUUCAGAUGCCAGUCACAGUUAACAAAGACUCUGCUAUUCUCUCAUUUAACUGGCAGAUCUGAGAUGAAAUCUAGGGGGAGGGGAAAAGGUACUUCAGUUUGUUCAGUAUUUGGAACUGGGUGACCAAACUGGCCUUCUGUGUAAGAUGAGAUGCAGUGGCCUUCAGAACUGUUUUAAAAGUAGCCUAUGUUGGGAAAAUGUUUUUAAUAUGAUAGGCAACAUUUAAGACCAGGUUACCAAAACACUGCUUCUGCUGUAAUACAUCAUGAAGUGGCCUUCGGAACUGAUUCAAAGUAGCUUAUGACGGCAGCUCCGCUCUUCCUGCGAGAUGAACUGGUGAGCUCUGAUCGGCACAUCACCACCAUUUGUUUGGUUUAACAUCUCAAAGACAAGAGCUUUAUACAUUUCCUCCUUGACCUUCCAAACAGACAAACACUCACACACACACAGAGCCCCGAGUCAAGAAAGGAAGACUGAAACAGCAAAACCAAAUACAAUGGAGAUGAGCGCUUCAGUGACCUGCUGGCUGUCCCCUUGGCACAGUGCUGAAACCAAAGGCAACAGUGGCCAAACUCCUUGUCAAUGAGAUGUGCAGAGAAGGGAAAUGACUAUUAAUAAAGGAAAAAUAAAUCAAUGGAAGGAAUUUUAUUUCAAAGAAAUAAAGGUUGUUGACUGAUACAAUGCUAACAGUUUCCAAAAGUCUCCAAUGCCUUCUUAGAAAACUCCAGGUUCUAAUUUUGAAGCCUUGUUCACCUACACACCAACGUUGUAAGCUGCUUAUUUGAUGUAUGAAAAGAUGUAGGAAAAAGAAGAAAAAAAAAAAAAACAUUUUAAGAUAGCUGCUGUACUUUUCAAAUUUUGAUUUGUUAUUAGGAACUAGCACUGAGGGGGGGAAAAAUAAAUCAGCACUUGGACUAUCAUAGAAUGAGUAAAACUUUCCCUGUACAAAGUGGAUUAACUGAUUUGUGAAGUUAAAAAGUUGUACUCAUUGUAUUUACAAAGAAUAAAAAAUAUAUUGAAUUUAAA